This is a messenger RNA of Drosophila biarmipes, 1779 nucleotides long. RefSeq lists its product as uncharacterized. The coding region runs from base 191 to 1348 and encodes 385 amino acids. The transcript has a single exon. The record is from RefSeq and is a predicted model, not a curated record. Gene Ontology annotation, cellular component: cytoplasmic microtubule. NCBI's taxonomy places the organism in Eukaryota, Metazoa, Arthropoda, Insecta, Diptera, Drosophilidae.
AAGAUCAGUAUCAUUUUCCACUCCGACCUUAACGCACACCUAAAAAUAAGUAAUAUAAUUCACCCUAGCUUCCGUAUCAAGUUACAGUAUUUGUUCGCUUUCUUUAUGUGAAUUUGAAAACCAAAUAUUUUCAACUGAGUCACUCCAAACAGGCAGUUUCACCACUGACACAGCGAACAUCGGGAUUGAGAUGGCCUCGCUCCGGCGGUCACAUGGCGGCGGUCGCGACUUCCUGCAGGAGAACAAGCAGAACGUGGCCCGGAUGGAGACCAACGGCAGGUGCCUGGCGGCGGCCCACGCCCGCCGGGUGCCCCUGUGGCGUCCAGUGGUGCUCCACUACGCGGAGCGGCUGCGUCCCCAUGGCUACAUUGGCCAGCAGCGCCAGCGCCAGCUCCAUGACGCCCACGAAGCUCCGGAUCUGAGGAGCGGUCUGGCCCAGCCGUACGGCUUCAGGCACCAGGCACUGCCCAAGCUGCCGAAUCUGUGCGAGAUGGCCCAAGCCAUGGCGGUGCGCAAGGAGCAGGAGCGCUUGCAGGGCGGCUGGGAGGACCAGCAGAAGAAGCCACCGAUGAGGUGCAACGGCUGUCACUGUCAUCACGGACAUCAGGGUCCCCAGGCUAAUGCAGUGUCGCUCCGCCAGGGUCACCAGGCUGAGACAGCGUCUCUUCGUCAGGGUCAACAGGCCGAACCGAUGCCUCCCCAGACAGAAGGGGUUCCUCUUGCUAAGGGUCACCAAGCCGAAGCGGAGGCAAAGAUGUCCAAGCAGGGAGAAGGUGAUCAGGCGGAUCGCAUUUCCCUGGUUUCCCGAGCAUCCCGCGUGUCUCGCCGCUCCCAGAGGAUGCCAAAUCCCAGCCAGGAGAACGCCGAUCCCGAGGCGCCCUUGAGUGCCCGCAGCAGUGCCUCGGCCAAGACCCUCAAGUCCAGGCGAUCCGUCUCCCAGGAGAGUGUCCGCUCGAAUGCCACCAUCAAGUCCAACAUCACCGUGGCCUCCAGGAGCACCACGGCCUCGAAGAGAUCUCAAGUGAGUCGCAAGUCGCAGCUGAUGGAGGUAAUGCCGCCGCCAACGCAUCUGCAGGACCAGAAGCCCAGGGAGAGGGAAGUGGAGAAGCCAGCGCCCACCGCCUACGAGGGCUACACACCACUAACGGCCACCGAGCGGAAUGCUGCUCUCCAGGAUGCCCAGUUCAAGUACGGCAAGCUCGUCGAGGAGUACAACCAUCUGCCCGUCUCGGAGCCCACUUUGCGCGUGCGCAACCGGAAGAUCGCCAUCGAGAAGCAGCUGGACGAACUGGACUACGCCAUCAACAUGUUCGACCAGCCCAACCUGGAUAUGUACUACAAGAAGUGAAGGUCACUCCUCGCUCGUUAAUCGUUUCAAGGCACGUUGCCCCUUUCCAAAUUGAGUUGUUUGUCGGAAACCUUGGCACACAUAUGGAAAGGAUCUGAGUUCAAGAAACCUAAAGAAAAGAUCAUAUAACGCAAGGAACUGCUACUAAACUUACAAAAACUGGAUGACAAAUAGCUUAUAAAAGCUACUAAAAGGGGUUUUCUGAGAGUAACCCAAAAAAAAAGAUAGAACAACAAACUAAAAACCGAUAAGAACCAUCGAGCCUAGAAUUAAAACAAUUACACUAACCACAAUAAGAAGAUGGAACUAGGAAAUUAAUUAUGAAGAACUUAAACCAGGAAAAGCGAGAACAUGAAAUCAAAUGGGAAUAUAAAAUCAAAAACAUUAGUUAAUGUCCUAAAUAAAUUUUAAAGCGUCUGAAGAUCCCAUAA